GGAGAGGGGGCUGUGCCGAUAGCAGCAGGGGUUAGCCAAGAUGCCGGAUGUGCUGGUGCUGGCGCUGCCUCUCCUGCUGAGCCUGGUCCACGCGGCCCCCGCUUCAGGCCCCACCCUGGAGCGAGCGGGCAUCGUGGGGGGACGGGAGGCCCCUGCGAGCAGGUGGCCCUGGCAGGUGAGCCUGAGACGCAGCCAGGGGUACUGGAUGCACUUUUGUGGGGGCUCCCUCAUCCACCCCCAGUGGGUGCUGACUGCGGCGCACUGCGUGGAGCGGGACGUGGUGGAGCCCAGGGGCCCAGCAGCAGCGCCCCCUCUCCCCAGGGACGUGGCGGACCCCACGACGAUCCAGGUGCAGCUGCGGGAGCAGCACCUGUACUACCACGACGCCCUGCUGCCUGUGAACCGGGUCAUCGCGCACCCCCACUACUACCACGUGCAGAACGGGGCGGACAUCGCCCUGCUGGAGCUCGAGGACCCUGUGAACAUCUCCGACCACGUGCAGCCGGUCACGCUGCCCCCCGCCUCAGAGACCUUCCCCACGGGGACGCCAUGCUGGGUGACGGGCUGGGGUGACAUCCGAAGUGGAACACCCCUCCCGCCCCCGUACCCCCUGAAGCAGGUGAAGGUCCCCAUUGUGGAGAACAGCGUUUGUGACAUGCAGUACCACCUCGGCCUCAACACGGGGGACAGCGUGCAGAUCGUCCGUGCCGACAUGCUGUGUGCUGGGAACAGCAAGAAGGAUUCCUGCCAGGGCGACUCUGGAGGCCCCCUGGUCUGUAAGGUGAGGGGCACCUGGCUGCAGGCGGGCGUGGUCAGCUGGGGCGACGGCUGCGCUGAGGCCAACCGGCCAGGCAUCUACACCCGGGUCACCCACUACCUGGACUGGAUCCGCCAGUAUGUCCCGGAAGAACCCUGAGUCCAGCCCCCGGAGCUGCCAGCCCUCUGCUGUCCCCCCAGAGCGCUGCGUCCUUCCCGGGCGGCGUCCCUCCUCCCACACCUCUGCGCCCUGCUGGGGACCAGUCCGUGGGUGCUAAUCCUCAUUAAAGUGCAUGGAGAGCAGA
Hyaena hyaena (striped hyena) is the source of this 1061-nucleotide messenger RNA. Its product is annotated as tryptase-like. Lineage: Eukaryota; Metazoa; Chordata; Mammalia; Carnivora; Hyaenidae. Gene Ontology annotation, biological process: proteolysis. Gene Ontology annotation, molecular function: serine-type endopeptidase activity. The record is from RefSeq and is a predicted model, not a curated record. The coding region runs from base 41 to 916 and encodes 291 amino acids. The transcript is spliced from 6 exons.